This is a messenger RNA of Staurois parvus, 645 nucleotides long. Lineage: Eukaryota; Metazoa; Chordata; Amphibia; Anura; Ranidae. The record is from the annotation of a GenBank genome assembly.
AUGCUGACUCAUACAGGGGAGCGGCCGUUUUCUUGCAGCGUCUGCAGUAAAUCGUUCAACGCUCAGGCCAAUCUGCUCCGGCACAAGCUUACACAUACAGGGGAGAAGCCACACAAGUGUCAGCUGUGUGGCAAGGCAUUCAGCCAGUCUUCAACACUCCAGCAGCAUCGCCGAAUUCAUACUGGGGAGCGGCCUUACCCAUGUCAAGUUUGCGGCAAAGCCUUCCGCCAAUCCACCCACCUCAAGGACCACAUCCGCCUUCACACGGGGGAGAAACCCUUCAAAUGUGAUGUUUGUGGCAAAGCUUUCACCAUUGCAGUGCGUCUAGCUGAGCACAAGCGUAUUCAUACAGGUGAGCGACCCCACGCCUGCCCAGAAUGUGGACGUGCGUAUCGUUCCUUUUCCAACCUUUGGAAGCACCGGAAAUUGCACCGCGAGCAGGCUGUACCGCUGCAGGAUCAAGAGGCCCAUGCCACUGACCUCUCUAACACUGUGGCAAUAGUAGAGACUGUAGAAACCAUUCCCAUUAUAGAGACUGUAGAAAUUUUCCCAGAAGGCAGCGCCAUAAAUGUACAGGAUAUCCAGUUUGAGACUUUGCAGGUGGAGAAUAUACACUUGGGAAACAUUCAGAUUGGUACUUUGUGA